This is a messenger RNA of Schistosoma bovis, 4528 nucleotides long. NCBI's taxonomy places the organism in Eukaryota, Metazoa, Platyhelminthes, Trematoda, Strigeidida, Schistosomatidae. The record is from the annotation of a GenBank genome assembly.
GUUUUAACUUGUUGCGCCUCUUCGGUAUGAUUUGUCCUGGUUCUGUAAAGUCAUCAGUCAUUUAGGUCCUUAAUAUAUGGAUGAUUCGGAAGAGGAUCCCGAUCUUCUAAACGAAGAGACAUUCGACUGUGCAGAGAUAGGUGACUGGGAGAACGAACAUGAUCAAUUUGUGCAGAAUUUUCACAAAGUUUCCGAAGAAUCUCCAACUGCUGAUGAACUACCAAAGUUCUGGAAUGACACUGGUGGUCUUUCGUUCUUAUGGCAAACGAAUGACCUCGGUUGUGGUGUGACUGUGGAUGAUGGGGGCGAAAAAGUUGUCGAUGUUGAGGAAACACUUCAAAAGCUAGUAUUAGAUGAGACCUUUGAGGAUCCUGCUAUCCUAGAUAUAUCCAGGAAGGUUUCUUACCAGCAGCUCAACGAAGACUCAUUUCGGCAUCUGAGAAACACACCUGCAUAUCCGACUGCUCCUACUGACAUUCUUGAUAGGAGUCGUGACAUCUGGAGCAUUGAUGGUAGUUAUGAGGUUGGAUAUGGAAGUGGCAAGAUCAGCACAGCGUCCGAUUGUAAUAUGAAGUCGAAAAACGUAAUCGAUAUACUCCGAUCAUUAAAUGUUUACCCUCCACCAUCUGUCAAGACUGUAUCUAUACCACCAGAAGCUUCUACAGAAAAUUACUUGUCACGUAAGGUAGCUACAGAAUCUCAAACAAGGGAAGUCGGCACUGAAUUAUUCCCCAAAGCUUCUCAAUCUUCAAGAAACCUCCAAAAUAUUGUACCAGUUAGUCAGCACAAAUUGUAUCCUAGCCCUGUGUUUUCUUCUGGGAAUCGCGUCUGCCAGUCACAAGCAGUUCAAAAUUCUCUAUCUGUCCAUCAGAAUGGAAUACAUGCCAAUCAUUUACGCGCUAACCCCUUUUCAUUGGAUAUUUUGAAGGGACAGUUUCCCACUGAUGCCAAUGUUUUCCCCACGUUACCGGCAAUGCAGUCUGUAUUUAAAAAUCUACAUCCCUCAAAGUUGGAUUACUCACAAAUUCAUGGUUUAGCAUUUAUGCGAAAUCAGUGCAUCCUUCAACAACAACCACCUGUCGUUUCACCUGUUUCUUCAAGUCAGCACAAUCCUUUGACGUCACCUCCGAGCGUUCGUGGAAUAAUGUUGCCAAAUGUCCAACCCAAUAGUUUUCCGCUUUCAUCAUACCUCUCACGUUUUCCUGUUCAACCAACAAAUAUCGAGUCGAAACAGUCUGUUAGUCUAUCAUCAACUGUUAUACCGUGUUCAAAACAACCAACAGGAUUCGUUGCUCCACUCGAGGAAGUGUCCAUAGAUAAAGAAAGCGACCCAAACAGUGGUAGUUGGAUGACAGACUAUGAAGCAAUUGGUGUGUUAUUGAUUCAGUUGCGUCCUUUGAUGGUAUCUAAUCCCUAUGUCCAGGAUUAUUAUUUCGCAUCUCAAUGGUUGCGACGAAUAAAUGCUAUUCAAUCUAAACAUAUUUCAAAAGUUAAAAUGAACACUACAACUUCACCAGCAACAGUGCAACUUCCAAUUCCUAUACCACUUGAAAGCUUAAGCGAUUCCAAUUCACCGUACCAAGUAACUCUGAAACAUAAACUUGUUAUUCCUUUUCGAGCUGUGAAUCGCCAUCCUAGUUUUGACCAAAAUAUAGAUGAAAAUUGUGAUAGCUUAGAAAAGAAAAGUGCAUCCUCAGAAACUCCUACUUCUGAAUCAAGUAACGCACUGGGUCGUCCAACUAGAUCCAAUGUUCAUCGGCCCCGUGUUGUAGCAGAGUUAUCACUAGCGUCCGCAAUUUCAUCUACUGCAGAAACCACUUAUCCCGUGAUACCAACAAAUAAUCAAACACUAAACAAAAAAGUUGAUGGUUGUGAUUAUAUUUCUUCACUUUCUGAGUCAUCUGAUGUGAAGGCUAAUCGUCGUCGUUUGCUGAUUCUCGCUCAAAUUGAACGUAUGUUUUCAAUAUUACUGAUCUUAGAUGAAGUUUCCUUAUCUCUUAAAAGAGUUGUUGUUCAAAAUGACGCAGCUGUACUGUGUUAUAUUAUAUCGCGCUAAAGUUCCUGUUUACAGUUCAAAACGUGGAAACAUUUAAAUAAAACACUCAAAAAAGAUAUCAAACUUAAUGAUCAAAUAUACAAUAAACACCAUUCGUACUACGACUUUGUUCCAGAAAGGGAUAAUCUGCAUCUGCUUUAACAAAAAGCUACAAGAUUCUGUCACUUCCGUCUUCUUAAACUGUAUUUGUGUAUAUAUUCCUUGAUUUGGUUGCUUCUCUCUUCCAUAGACGUUCCCGACUGUUAGAUUAUCAACAAGAACUGAUUAAUCAACUAAUCAGUGGACUACUCCAGUCAUCAUCGAUAACAAGCGAAGCCACGUCUAAAGAAGAAUUCAUAUCAGUCGUUGAGAAUGGUCUGUUUUCAUUGCCAGAUAGUUUUUUCUCUAUUCAUAAAGGAAUGCGUCUAUGGUGUUUAACUCUACAUCACCUACCGACAAAAAUUCAAAUCAAUUAUUUGUCACAAUUUAUUCAUGAUUUCCUUCGACUUCGUCAGCUUUGGCCAACUACAAUAAAUGAAGUAGGUUAUGUUUUCUCCACUCUUAAUCUUUCACUCACGUUCUUCAAUCCUUCAUAUUUUCUUUUAUAUCCUAAGAGAGUUGUUAUUUUUAUCCAUUCUUAAUAUUAUUAGCAUAUGUAUCCUUUUAGUUCCUUAAAACUAUAGAGUAUAAAAGCAAUAUAGAGCAUACCGCUCCUUAUAUUAUACAACAGUUUAUUGUGAACAGGCAAAACAUUCUGAUUUAAUGACGAUCAUCGCGUUACUAAUUAGAUUAUUUGGUAUAAGUUUUAAUAUAUCGUUUUCUCGAAUCAUUUGUGGACUCAGCUAAAGUAAGCACAUAAAGACGAGCCAACCAAGGUCGAGAAGUAACUUUUGGAUUUUCACACAAAAUUUGAGAAUGAAGGGCUUUUCUUAUGUAUCACGUAAAACGAGUAUUGCAGAUACCUUUGUACGGUAUUCAAAACGUUUAAAAUGAUAUUGAAAAAUUAAUUUUUAGCGUCAUGAGUUAAGAAUUGUGUUGAGCAUAUCGGAUGCAUAGUUCAAAAUCGUUUGCAGUGGUGCGGGUUUACCCAUCCCUCGGUUCCCUCCCCUAAAUUCUAAGCUUCUGAAUUCAUCGUAAUUUCUUUUAUUUCAUUCUAGUUACUCAUAUUUUCUUGGAUCGUAUCUUCAGUGUUUAAUCCUUUCUAUUCCCACUAAUGACUGUUACUGCGUUUACUAUUCUGGGAUUUGUCCCGGCAAUUUCAUCUCGUUGUGUUAGUAGAGUAUAGCAACUUAAACUUACAUACAUGCAUAUCAGACUCUACAUUUUACCACCUUACGUAUCGAGUUCUUUCUAUGUAGAUUAUAUAUAACACUCAAGUAAACAAUCUGCGUUAAUCAUAACCCUAAACCACUUAGUCUCUUGACUUCAACUGUAAUUAACAGCUUCUCAUCCCAAUCCUAACUAGAAACAUUUUGGGGACUCAUACAAAUUUAUUUACGUCUUUAUGAGUGUUCAAGAAGACAGGGAGUAUCUUUGUUUAGACAAGUUUAUAUGUCGUUAUUUUCCGAUUCCCACACAGAACAUAUAAAAGUCCUUAGUAGUUUAAUUAAUUAUACUAAACCUAUAUACCCUUUUCACUACUAUUAUUAUUUAUUUUCUGUGACCUAGUCUUUUACAAACUCUUUUCUGACCGGAUGACAAUGGUCUAAAACUCACUGAAGUCGUUUCAAUCUUCUCUUCGUACCAUAAUAUCACCAUGGCCAUUACUUCUGUCAAAAAGCAUGACGUCAAAGUGAAACAAAUGAGCCCCGUCAACAUCUUUAAUCGUUUAGUGGUUUUCUAGACGUUGAUAGCAUAUUAAAAUUAUAAACCUCCUGUAUCCCGUUCCUCAUGAACUAAUCAUAGUUGUAUUUACGAUGUGUUUUGAACAUGCUUUGACCGUUCCUCAAUUUAUUUAAACUUGUGUACAUAUGUAGCAAUUUUACAAGCUCUCUUACUCAUCAUUUGCCAUUCUCUUUUCCAUUUCAAAAAUGUCAAUCUUUAAUCAUUGACAAUAUCCAAAGUCCUAAUUUUUGAUUAAGUUAGAACUGUUUUGUGAUAGGUUACUUUACAGUUCCUACAAAUAACCUAGACGGUUAUAAGAUUUAGUCAUGGUCAUUUAGUCCUUUGGUUCGCACUAUACGGAACUCCUGAUCUAGUCAUUUAUUUUCCCUUGUUUUUUGCUUGUUGUAAUCGGUGAAUCAUGUUGGAAAUCUUGGCUUUGUUGAAUUUUCUAAUAGAAAGCUCCAUUAUUGAAGGUUGUUAAUUUAUCAUUCUUUUUGUCACAGUUGAAUUCACAAGUCCACCACUGAAAACCUGGAAGCACUGGAUGGCCGUUUCGUUCCAAUAUGGGACUCUUCAGUAGUGUUAAGUAGUGCUGGAUUUGAGACAUGUUUUAUGAUAAUUGAAAAGACUUUUUGAUUCAUGGAAUAUUCUUGUUGUGGAAUCAUCGUG